Messenger RNA from Laccaria bicolor S238N-H82, 1749 nucleotides. RefSeq lists its product as uncharacterized. The record is from RefSeq and is a predicted model, not a curated record. Bases 1 to 1749 code for a protein of 582 amino acids. Lineage: Eukaryota; Fungi; Basidiomycota; Agaricomycetes; Agaricales; Hydnangiaceae. The transcript is spliced from 8 exons.
AUGCGUAAACACAGCCGAGGAUGGGAGGGGCUCACACUCGAGGAAAGGUCCCGCGGUUCAGGUUUCACGCGCAUUGUAACUAGACAUACGGAGAUGCCUCGAGGAUGUGUGAUCGGGAUGGAAAAGAAGAAGUCUUGGCGUAACCCGCCGCAACCACAGACAUCUUCCCGUUCCAUAGGCGUCUCAGAACGUAAGAGCGCAGCUGCCAUUUCCGCAAACACACAUAACAAUAAGCUUCAUUUUCUCAAUCCCAAACGAAAGCCAGACCUUCAGGCUGUUUACUCUGUGAUGACCAUCCUGAGAUUGAAAUACAAGGGUAUGGAACGCGUAUCAGACGGAAACAAGAGGAAAUGGUAUUCCAUCUUCAUCGUUCUCGUUUACACCCAUUCAGUCGCGUCUACCAAGUUUCUCAUCAUGGUAGAUACACCUGAUAGUGGUACCGAACCUACUGAAAUCGAACUUUCCGUUGUCGCUCGCCUCACAUUCUACAAAGCUGGCAACAACGGCAAAGGCAAGAAACAAACUAAGGAUAUCAAGGCGAAAACUUUCAACCACAACUUCUCCGAGUCAAAAGACAACUAUCUCGAACUUCUAACAGCGAUCCUAGAGAAGCACCAUGUCGAUAAGAAGUACAAAGUCACUGCCCGCAAUGUCUACCCUUGCAAGAUACAAGUCCAUCCGGCCAAGCAGGGCGACGCUCCUGAUGUGGUCAACUACGAGGAAUACCAAGACCUAGUCAAGAAUACGAUCCUUUCUGCACCGGUGGGGAAACCGGUUGUCAUAUUUGUUGAAAUGCCGAGCAUCGAGAAGUCGGCUAAACGAGUGGACAACCCGGGGCUUUCAAAAGAAGAAUAUGAUCUGGCAAAAGAACGCGCAAAGCUCGAGAAGAAAUAUCAAAACGACCACGAUGGCGGCUAUACCUAUAUCGACGCGACCGGCGUCUCGAUUCCACUCACCCCAUUCAUGAUGAAAGAGUGGGCUCGUGCUCUUGUUGAUAAGGACAAGAGUGUUGACAUCGACAAUCCGCCACACACUCAAACCUUCGAUCCAGCAAAUAGAAAGUCCUCCUUGCUCACUCGAAAACGCUCCGAAAGCUCCGGGUCUACUGGUACUGAAGUCCCGUCUGAAACAUCGACUCUCGCCGCCCUCUCAGGAAUCAUCAACUCGAUCGCAUCUCUUGUUCACCCAGGCAAUCCACCUCUUCCAAGCACACCAAAGAAAAACCAACCUGACAACCACCAUACCCUCAAGCCAUCUCCCUCACAGCUUGGUCGAUUCCUUACCCAUGCUGAGAAAGAAGCGGGUGUGAAGAACGCUUCUCGCCAUGAAUACGCACUUGCCGGCGAAGGAUAUGGACCCGACAUUCUUCAUCUCGUCGACGACAAAGCCUUAUGCGCUCUCGGAAUUCCUGCUGGAGAUGUUCUUCGACUGAAACAGGCUGCGCCGCUGUGGUGGAAAGCGGAACCAGGACAGGCUUUGAAGCGUCGCCAUGAAGUGCUUGAAGGUAGCCCAGCCGAGAAGCUACAGGAAACCCCUCCAAACAAGAAAAUGCGGUUUGAGAAGCGUUACGUCGAAGGCGGAUCUUGGACGCUAUUCGGACCUGGCACCAUGGAAGGCGAUGUCGACCCUAAUGCCGAUUUUACUUGGUACUUCUAUUCAAAGGACUUGAAGAUGACCCUUCCGCUUCCGCGUGGUCUGGUUCCGAUUCUUGAUGGUGAAGAAGACAAUGGUUUAUGGCCCUCUCAUUAG